Molecule: messenger RNA, 531 nt
Organism: Salvia hispanica
Lineage: Eukaryota; Viridiplantae; Streptophyta; Magnoliopsida; Lamiales; Lamiaceae
Source: RefSeq, a predicted model, not a curated record
AUGAAGAACUCUGUAAUCGAUCCCUACCAUCAUCUCUCUUCAUGGAAUGUCGACGUCAAUUGCUGUAAAUGGGAGGGCGUGACCUGCAACAACUCAACUGGCCAUGUUCAUCGCCUCCACAUCUCCGGUUUCCUUUUAAGAGGCCAAAUAAAUCCAUCUCUCACCAAUCUUCAACACUUGACUCAUCUCGACCUGAGCCUCAACACCUUCCAUCAAACAAUCCCUUCCUUCAUCGCCUCACUCACCAAUCUCGAGCACUUGAACCUCUCCUUUGCCGGUUUCCACGGAAACAUCCCCCAUACCAUCGGAAACCUCACACGUCUGCGCAGUUUGGACGUGGCCGGGUUUCCAAAUAUGGUGUGGGGAGAUCAUUUGAACCACUACCACAGCAUACAUCUCACGGGCUAUCCACAGAUGGAGUAUGUAGCGCGUGUGACCUCUCCGAACCUGCUACACGUUGACACCGUUCGAUGGCUCUCGCAGCUUUUCGAGAUUGGAGGCUCUCAACAUGAACUAUGUGAACCUCAGUAG